CCGCAGCUUACCCAUCAUCUCUUACACCACUCCUUGAGUAACAAUGGCCAUCGAUAUGACCAUCGUCCUCAUUGUUUUCUCUUUCAUUAUCUCCAUUUACUUCAUGUUCAUCAGAAAACCCAAGGGUACGAAGGCUCUAAACCUGCCACCAGGCCCACCAACACUACCCAUCAUCGGAAACCUCCAUCAGAUUGGUCUAGAACUGCCACAUCGUGCUUUCCGCAACUUGUCCAAAAAAUAUGGCCCCAUCAUGAGCCUGCAACUCGGCCAGAUCUCCAUGAUCGUCGUGUCUUCGCCUAAGUUAGCUGAAGAAGUGAUAAAAACCAACGACCUCGCUCUUGCAAGCAGACCAUAUGCACUUCUUGCCGAUAUUCUGUUGUAUGGAGGCAUCGACAUCGCUUUUGGUCGUUACAGUGAUUACUGGAGACAAAUGAAGAAGAUUGUCACCAUGGAACUCUUAAGUGUCAAGAAAGUCCAAUCCUUCAUGGGUUUUCGAGCUGAAGAGAUCGAUCGUUUCACGGAGGUCGUUCAAUCCAGCGUUGGAAAGCCUGUACAUAUACGUCAAAGGGUUAUGUAUAUGAAUAAUACUGUGGUGUGCAAGUGUUUGUUUGGGAAUAACUGCAGACAACAGGACGUAUUGAUCGAGUUGGUUGAACAAGUGGUGGCACUAUCGAGUGGGUAUUAUAUUGCAGACCUGUUUCCUAAGUUAAGCUUUCUUUCGGUCAUUUCUGGAAUGAAAUCGACUUUGAAUCAUAUUCACGAGACUCUUGAUAAAAUCUUCAAUGAAAUCUUUGAGGAUCGUAGAAUCAAAAGACAAACAACUGGACCAACGGAAGAUGAUCUCGUUGACGUUCUUUUCAACAUCAAAGAGCGUGGUGGUCUUCGGUUCCCGGUCACCGACAACAAUAUCAAGGCCAUCUUUUUGAAUAUGCUUAUUGGAGGCACUGAUACUAGCGUUGUGACAAUUGAAUGGGCAAUGACAGAGUUAAUGAAAAACCCUGAUGUGAUGAAGAAGGCACAAGCAGAAGUGAGAGAAGUAUUCAAGGGAAAGAAAACAGUGUUAGAGAGUGAAUUGAAUGGUUUGGUUUACCUUAAACACAUAAUCAAAGAAACACUAAGGCUUCACAUUACUAUUCCACUAUUACUCCCAAGGGAAUGUAUGGAACAGUGUCAAGUUGGUGGUUAUGAUAUCCCGAAGAAAAUGAAAGUUGUUGUUAAUGGUCUUGCAUGCGGAACUGAUCCAGAGUACUGGGAUGAUCCAGAAACCUUUAAACCAGAGAGAUUUGAGAAGACUUCCUAUGAUUUCUUCGGUACAAGCCCUGAGUAUAUCCCAUUUGGAGGAGGAAGGAGAAUUUGUCCUGGGAUUGCUUUUGGUUUGGUCUCUAUUGAGCUCACUCUUGCUAGAUUGCUAUUCCACUUCAACUGGGAACUUCCUAAUGGAAUGACCCCUAAAGAUAUUGACAUGACUGAGAGUCAUGGAGUCACUGCAAUUAAGAAAUCUUCCUUGGAGCCUAGCUGGGAAGAGGUACCGGGUUUAAUACCCACGUGGGGUCAGAGGUCGGGAGUUCAAUCCCUACAAAACCCAAUUUGGGUGCCUCUUAAACUUGUGCCACAUGUGGGGAAAUUUUCCCUGGAAACCCCUAUGGGGGCUGGGUUUGCCCUAGCGAAAAUUCGCCUAAUCUUCACCCUUUUCUUCGAUAUUCAGAAAGUUGCCUAUUCACAGUGGGUUAAACUUUUCAAACUCCAUGUUCGUGGCUAUACGGUUCUUCAACACAUUGAUGGCACUCCUCCUCUUCCGAAAACUAGUGCCGAUUACACCCAGUGGAACAAAAUUGACGGCGUAGUUCUUCAAUGGAUCUAUGGGUCGAUCUCUGAUGACCUUCUCACACGCAUCCUUGGCGAUGACACCGCUCACCAAGCAUGGGAAAAGGUGAAGAAAAUCUUCCUCAACAAUAAGGGAUCAUGUGUCGCCACCCUCGAACAUGAGUUUACCAAUCUUACUCUCCGAUCCAUGAACUCUCUUGAAGACUACUGUCAGAAGUUAAAGCAUCUUGUUGAUCAACUAUUGGAUGUGGAGAUCCCGCUCUCUGAAAAUCGCAGGGUACUCCAACUUGUACGUCGAUUGUUGCCUGAAUAG
This is a messenger RNA of Lactuca virosa, 2137 nucleotides long. The record is from the annotation of a GenBank genome assembly. Lineage: Eukaryota; Viridiplantae; Streptophyta; Magnoliopsida; Asterales; Asteraceae.